Messenger RNA from Juglans regia (Persian walnut), 2207 nucleotides. Its product is annotated as replication factor C subunit 5-like. Gene Ontology annotation, biological process: DNA-templated DNA replication; DNA repair. Gene Ontology annotation, molecular function: DNA clamp loader activity; DNA binding. Gene Ontology annotation, cellular component: nucleus; DNA replication factor C complex. The coding region runs from base 14 to 2011 and encodes 665 amino acids. NCBI's taxonomy places the organism in Eukaryota, Viridiplantae, Streptophyta, Magnoliopsida, Fagales, Juglandaceae. The record is from RefSeq and is a predicted model, not a curated record. The transcript is spliced from 11 exons.
UCUUUCACCCCCUAUGGGUUUUCAAUAUAAAAGAAAUAUUAGUCCCAUGUCAAGACCAGAGCGCGACAGCCAUGUUUCUCCCUAUAAACCAAGGUUAGAUGAACGCAAACUGGAUAGGAAUGAUUUUGCAGGGUCGACUAGAAAGCAAAAUCACAGAACUCUGAGUAGAGACGGAAAUGGAGCUCAUCCAGUACAGCUUCUUGAAGUUGAUAGAGUGGUAGGUGAGAAAACAAACUACAGGCGUAGAUCAGCGACUGCUCCAAGACUGAGGAAAAACGAUUAUGGUAAUAUGCUGCAGAGAGAAGAGAGUGCCCCCUCGCCAUUGCCAAACAUGGUUCGUAAACAUAAGGAAGCUGUGAAUCAUGUAAAAACACCUUCAGUAGGUGAACUCAAUGAAAUGAUUGCCAAGGCAAAGCUUUCUGUUGGUCUUCAAGAUAAUGCACCUGUACUUGAGAGCAUUGAAUCCAUUUCACCAGGUGAUAUCUUCUUUUCCAGGGAUCACACAGCACUGGCGCUGCAGAAGAAUGUUCUGCCCAAAAAUAAUGGUUCUGAGAGGCAUUUCGCCCCGAAGCCUAGAAUGAUUUCCUCAGGAGAUGCUGCUGCUCACCAACGAUUUAAAGUAAAUGAUACUUUUGAUCUUAACCCCGGGAAUACUCCAUCCCGAACUGGUUUUUCGCAAACAACUAUUUCCUCUAGCUCUGCUAUGAGUGGGAAAAAUAGCGGUAAACUUAGCAACAAGAGUAGUAAGAUGAGUGAUACUAGUGGAAGAACCACUGAGAGCAUGAGAAAAUUCACAGCCAAUAGGAGGAAGAGUCAAUCAAGUCCAUGGUUGGCUUGCAUGAGAAAGGGCCCUUGCAGAACAUCAAAAUCACCUGAACAUCGACCAUUUGAUGAAACUAUGUUUAUUGACAAGGCAUUUGUGGUUGAAAACCUCAGACAGUUUUGGGCGGAUAAACAUCAGCCUGGUUCAUUGAAUGGAUUCACUUGCCACAAACAAGAGGCUCAACUUCUUAAGCAAAUUGUGUCCCAUGACGUCUGUCCCCACAUUUUGCUCAAGGGACCAACUGGUUCAGGGAAGAGAGCACUAACAAUGGCUCUUCUACGUGAAAUAUAUGGUGAUGAUUGUUGGAAUAUAUCGCAUGAUCUCAGAUGUUUCCAGAUUCAGGAAAGAAGGCCAAUGCAAGUAGUCGUUCCAUUAACAUUCAGCACUCACCAUGUGGAGCUCAAUGUAAACUUGGAAGCAAAUGCUAAAUAUGCAUUAAUAGGGUUAGUCAAGGAAAUAAGCAGUCAAUAUGCAGUCCCCCCUGAAGUCAGCAAUGUCAAUUUCAGGCCAGAAUAUAAAGUGAUAGUCCUAUAUGAGGUUGACAAAGCAGAGCAGAGCACUCAGCAUCUGAUGAAGUGGAUCAUGGACUGUUACACAGAGUCUUGCAAACUCAUUCUCUGCUGUGAAGAUGAUGCAGACAUCCUUGAAUCUGUGAAAACCCGCUGCAAAGUUAUGAAGGUUGAUGCCCUUGUUACUCAUGAAAUCAUGGAGGUUCUAAUGCAGAUAGCAAGAAAGGAGGACUUUGAUCUACCUACGACCUUUGCCACUAAGAUUGCUACUAAAUCAAAGCAGAACCUGAGAAAAGCAAUCAUGGCUUUGGAAGCAUGCAAAGCACACAAUUACCCUUUCGAUGAUGACCAACCAGUUCCAAUUGGAUGGGAAGAAGUCCUAGACGAACUUGCUGCAGAUAUCCUAGCUGAUCCAUCGCCUACGAGAUUAUCUUAUAUACGGGAAAAGUUUCAAAAGCUUCUUUUGGAUUUUGUACACCCAAAACUCAUCCUCCAGAAGCUCGUGGAACAGUUCCUUAAGCGAGUAGAGACUAGUUCAAAGAGGCAACUUUAUUAUUGGCAUGCUUAUUAUAAUAAGAAACUCCCAGCAGGAACAAGUGCUAUACUGAAAUUAGAAGAAUUUGUGGCCAAGUUCAUCAGUAUAUACAGGAAGAGUUCCAGUAAUCGUCAGUACAUAUAGUUAACACCAGACUGGUUUGUAUUGUAGGUAUCAUAGUCAUACAGCUGCAGCUGCUACGUGAUACUGCAAAAAGCAAAAAAAAAAAUUGAAUAAUUACACGGCUUGUAGGGCUUUCUAUGUGGGGUUUGGUUGGCAAUGGUUGAGAUAUAGCACACAAAACUGCUGCUCUCCAAAACCUCAAAUCCCUUAUUAAGGU